AUGCUCACGACGACUGGGUACCCCAAUGGAUCGUCGUUAGUCGACGAUUCACCUCAAGAUCAAGACGAAUCGGAACAUUUUCUAUUGGGUAUGGUCACUGGAGAUGGAUUAGGAAAGAUGUUCAAUGCCCGUUACCGUAAUAUAAAAGAAAAGAAGGCAGCAAAGAUGACAUAUCGAGCAUUGAUCUACAACUGUUUGGAGCGGCCGACAGGAUGGAAAUGCUUUCUUUAUCACUUCAGUGUAUUCCUAGUUGUUUUGAUUUGUCUCAUUUUAUCAGUGUUAUCAACUGUCGAAGAGCAUAGCCAUUUUGCAGCCGAGCUUCUUUAUAUUUUGGAAAUAUUCCUAGUAAUCUUCUUUGCCAUUGAGUAUGUUGUUCGCCUAUGGUCAGCUGGAUGUAGGUCCAAAUACAUUGGAUUCUGGGGAAGACUCAAAUUUGCAAGGAAACCCAUUUCUUUCAUUGAUCUGUGUGUGGUGCUCGCCAGCUUCACAGUUAUUUGCUUUGGAAGUGAGGGACAAGUGUUCGCAACCAGUGCCAUAAGAGGAAUCCGAUUCCUUCAGAUUCUUCGGAUGCUUCAUGUAGAUCGGCAAGGUGGAACAUGGCGACUUCUUGGAUCCGUCGUCUUCAUCCAUCGUCAAGAACUGAUCACCACCCUCUACAUCGGAUUCCUCGGACUCAUUUUUUCCAGUUACUUUGUCUAUUUGGCUGAAAAGGAUCAUGUUGGAAUCGAUGGUCGUCAAGCAUUCACAAGUUAUGCGGAUGCUCUCUGGUGGGGAGUUAUCACAAUGACUACGAUAGGAUACGGAGAUGUUGUACCUCAAACUUGGAUGGGACGAAUCGUGGCUUCCUGCUUCUCAAUUUUUGCCAUUAGUUUCUUCGCCUUGCCAGCUGGUAUUCUGGGAUCUGGAUUCGCGUUGAAAGUACAACAAAAACAGCGACAGAAGCAUUUCAACCGUCAGAUUCCUGCCGCAGCAACUUUAAUUCAAUGCCUUUGGAGAUGUCAUGCAGCAGAAAAGAGGAUAUCUGCCACCUGGAAUGCACAUAUUGAUCCAUUGGCUCAUGAGACAAAGGAAACACAUCAUGGGCAUUCGAAGAAGCAUCAGCAGUCUUCGGAUGAUAAUAAUGUCACGAGAAAGAGACAACUGUUUAAAAAACAAUCAAGUCUAGUCAACACGUUCCGAAGGAAAGGUUCACCGUCUGCCGAUGUGGAAAUGGGAGGAAUCAAUCAUCAUCAGGAACGACUUCUUCGUCAGGAAAGGGGAUCGGACACAGAUGAUGAAAAGCGGGUUUAUAGAAUUGGAACAGAUAUAGAGAUAGAAUACGAAACAGAAGAAGCGAAUACGCCAACGAAACUGCGUCCGGAUACUCAUAUCAGUCAUGUUUGUGAGCUCACAGAAGCACAUCGUAAUGCUAUUCGAGCAAUAAGAAAAGUCAAGUAUUUUGUGGCAAGGAGGAGAUUUCAACAGGCAAGAAAACCGUAUGAUGUGAGAGAUGUUAUUGAGCAAUAUUCACAAGGACAUCUGAAUAUGAUGGUUAGGAUAAAGGAACUGCAAAGGAGGCUGGACCAAACUCUUGGAAAACCAGGUCAAUACGAUGGGAAAGGGUCUCGAAAGGGUCACCCUGUCACAAUUGGUUCCAGAUUGUCGCGUCUAGAGUUACAGAUGUCGAGUCUCGAUCGAAAAGUAGAGUCUAGUAAUCGAACACUAAGUGCUCUGUAUCGAUUGAUGGUCGACAGAAACUCGCUGACGAUUUCACCGUCACCACCGGCAUUGAUGAGUAGACCAGUGUCACCUGCUAACUGUUUAUCACCGAGAGAUCAACUCUCGCCGACGAGUAUCAGCAGCCAAAGAUCGGGAUCUCCGAGCUAUACUUUGGAUCCAAAUGGUGGAUGGCAUUAA
Caenorhabditis briggsae is the source of this 1896-nucleotide messenger RNA. It is a transcript of the gene Cbr-kqt-3, whose product is annotated as Protein CBR-KQT-3. Gene Ontology annotation, cellular component: membrane. The coding region runs from base 1 to 1896 and encodes 631 amino acids. Gene Ontology annotation, molecular function: voltage-gated potassium channel activity. The transcript has 8 exons. Lineage: Eukaryota; Metazoa; Nematoda; Chromadorea; Rhabditida; Rhabditidae. The record is from RefSeq and is a predicted model, not a curated record. Gene Ontology annotation, biological process: transmembrane transport; potassium ion transport.